This is a messenger RNA of Acaulospora morrowiae, 884 nucleotides long. NCBI's taxonomy places the organism in Eukaryota, Fungi, Glomeromycota, Glomeromycetes, Diversisporales, Acaulosporaceae. The record is from the annotation of a GenBank genome assembly.
CAAUGAAGAAAGUUCUAAACAAAUUACUUCCAAGCAGUCCUCAUUUUCCGGAUCAGUUGUUAAACGAGGACAGUUUACCUUAUAAAAUAGGCUCAAAUAUAACGAUAAAAGAAUACAAUAAAUUCCUUGAACGUCGAGAGUCUUCUGGAUAUAAAUAUCAACGAAGAGAUAACGGCGACGUAUUUAUAAUUGACAUGAACAAUCCCGAACAUGGGUUAGUUGUUUCAUUGUUGCAAGACUAUUUUAAGGUUGCCAAUGGCGGUGUCAUUAUUAAUCCUCCAAUAGUCGUUGGUAUUGAUGAAUUUCAUUUUAGUCCAUCUGGAAACGACCAAUUAAUUGCAUCGGAUGUUACGGUAUAUCCAAAUCCGAGUCAUGUCCAACAGCCUCGUAUUCCAUACCCAGGCCCUCCUCCAGGAAACAGAAAUGGUUGGCCACAUGCGCGAAUCGUUUGUGAAGUAGGAAACAUUCAAUCCACUAAAGAAUUGAAUGACAAGUGCCAACUAUGGAUGAAUCAAAUUUACGUACGAUAUGUACUUGGAAUUAAAUUACACAAAAAAAGAAAUAGAAAAAAUGAUCUUGGGCAAUAUCAUAGAUCUAUGACAGCUAGAUUGUGGCAACAGGGAGCGGGGUACCAGGAGUGGCAGUUUGGAACCCUUAUUCGAAAAAAACAAACUCCUACUACCUGUAAUGCACCCAACCUCCCUCAAUAUCAAGUCAUUAUCCCAAUUGCACAAGUCUUUUGGGAUCCAGUACUUCCACUUCCACCUGCAGUUGAGUACGUACCAGCUGUUCCUACUCUUGCAACUGAAACUGCGCCUGUCAAUUUUAUUAUCGAUCUGUUUCAAGUUCAACAACUAGUUUUAAGUGGACAAGAUAAUGCAUAA